This is a messenger RNA of Lathyrus oleraceus (garden pea), 923 nucleotides long. RefSeq lists its product as uncharacterized. Gene Ontology annotation, molecular function: RNA binding. Bases 201 to 632 code for a protein of 143 amino acids. Lineage: Eukaryota; Viridiplantae; Streptophyta; Magnoliopsida; Fabales; Fabaceae. The record is from RefSeq and is a predicted model, not a curated record. The transcript has 2 exons.
UAAAUAAAUUUUAGAUAAAAUAAAGCGUAUCUGAGUCUAGCUACUCUCUUUCAAAGCACACACUACACACCACAACGAGUCGUAAGAGAGACAGCCCCUACUUUUCCCGCCACGACUUCAAGCGCCGCCGUCCACUGCCGGAGCCAGCGGAGGAAGAAAGACCCACCACCAGGCCGACGCCUCCUUCUGCGGUAGUCGUCAUGGGUCUCCCUCUUGACUGCUCCGUCCUCGAUCUCAAGUCUCGAUUUGAGAUCUACGGCUCCAUCUCCCGCAUCCGUAUCGACCGUGACGCCGUCGGAUACAUAACCUUCCGGAAUAAAGACUCGGCCGACGCCGCCAUCGCCGCUGGCCACGACCCUUCCUUUGGCGUCACCGUCAAUUCCAAAGAGGUUCAGGUGUUAUGCGCAACGGAUCCUCUAGCCAUGUGGAGGGAAGGAGUUGGUAAGAACAAGGAUAGUGUCUCUAUGUCAAAGCUUGUGCGAGCUGAUGUACCUUUGAGGAGACAUGGAAGAAGUAAUAAACUUGCUUCAGCUAUAGGGAAUACCAAAAGUAGUAACGAUGGUUCUGGUAGCUUGGUUCUUGAAGUUCCUUCCAGAGGUAGAGAAAUUGUUGCUUAUGAUGAUAUAAUGUAAUUCUAAAAGGGUUAUCUUAUUUUGGGUUUAGAUCUGUGUAGUUUUUUCUAUUCUGCUCUCUUAUCAUGUUUAGGAGGAAGAUGCUCAACACGUGAGCUUGUAGGAUGUAACUUAUAGAAAUUAAUUAUGUAAUCUAGUUUGUGUUUUUGAUGUUUGAUGUCUAUGUUAUAAAUGUAAUGUGGUAAAUAGUUGGGUUUAACUUAUGGUGUCUUCUCGAUUAUUUGGAUUUGAAAUUGUAAGAUUUUCUUCUGUGUAAUGAAUCUUAAUAAACCUUUUUAUCCCUUCCUUCAA